AUGUUUGUUGUUGAUGCCCUUGAUGAAUGCACAUCUGAACCUGAGCUUACCGAUCUCAUCCUUUCCCUUGCACAGGCUCUUCAUGACCCUGGUCUUCCUGUGACCCACAUUCUGCUCACAAGUUGCUUGGAAACCCAUAUCUCUGAAGCCUUUCAGAAUGAAGAAGUGUGCCUGUUGUUGUGUGAAAUCCCAGUGAAAACUUCUGGGGAGGGCGUUGCUACUAUCAUCUUGCUCAAUGGCACUGAUGUCAACACAGAUAUCUAUGUUUUCUUGUGGCAUUCAUUUGCAAAGCUGACAAGUCACCAUCCCAAUUUUCCUCAGCCAAUGAGGGAUGAACUCAUGCAGCUGGCGAGCCACGCUGGCAGACACUUCAUCAUGGCAUCUAUAAUGGUGAAGUUUAUUAUUGACAGUGAAGACAAGGAUCCCUGUGAUCAGUUACAGCUGAUGCUUGAGCUGAUGAGUGAACUGCUAGCAGGAAUGGAGGUAUACAAGUUAUACAACCAUAUCCUCUCCACAUGUGCCGACCCCAAGUGGGCAUACCUGCACUUGUCCAUUGUUGCUGCACUCGCAGACCCUCUUCCCAUCUCACAAAUCUUAUCACUUCUUGGCCCUGACAUAGAUCCCAUCAUAUUCCCACGCUUUCCGGACCUAUUUCCGGACCCCAUAUCCAACUCAUUCCUGGAUCCCCUAUCCUGUCCACCCUAUGCACAUUCCAUCCAGCAAGACAUCCAGACUUUACCUCCUCUCGGAUUCUGGACUACAUCCACCACCUCACAUAUCUCAGUCCUGUUUCCGCCCUACCUUCUGGAUCCCCAGAUCUCUGGACCUCCGGAUAUUAACUGUACUAUCUCCGGACCUAUUCCCACCCUCUAUCCGAGAUCCUGCACCUAUCCCCAUUUAGGCAUCUCCGCCUUUCCGGUUCUCGGUUAUCUCUGUUUCCGUCUUGCUGAUUGA
This is a messenger RNA of Suillus subaureus, 954 nucleotides long. RefSeq lists its product as uncharacterized. The record is from RefSeq and is a predicted model, not a curated record. Lineage: Eukaryota; Fungi; Basidiomycota; Agaricomycetes; Boletales; Suillaceae. The transcript has 2 exons. Bases 1 to 954 code for a protein of 317 amino acids.